This is a messenger RNA of Entamoeba invadens IP1, 657 nucleotides long. RefSeq lists its product as hypothetical. NCBI's taxonomy places the organism in Eukaryota, Evosea, Mastigamoebida, Endamoebidae. The record is from RefSeq and is a predicted model, not a curated record. The coding region runs from base 1 to 657 and encodes 218 amino acids. The transcript has a single exon.
AUGAAGCAUAAUUACGUGGAAAACAAUCCCCAUUUGGGGUAUUCACACGAAGGAGCGUAUUUAGAGAUCUCAUACAAUGAAGCUAAAAAUAUAUGUACCCGAGCUUCUGAUUGUGGUGCAUUGUAUUCUGGUACUCAUUGGGAAUAUUCUGGUAAUGUCAUCAAGCGCAACUAUUUCCACGACUCCACGGGAUUUGGGCAACCUGGCGGAUGGUCUUAUGUCAUUGGAAUUUACUUAGACGACAACCUAUCGAAGCAAAGAGUCUACCAAAACGUCGUUUCAAAUUUUGUCGGUUAUGGUCUUGUGCAGGGCUCUGGGAUAUCCAACAUUAUUUAUAAUAACAUAUUCUAUAAUUGUAAGACGGGGUAUUCGGGAGAUUCUAGAGGACCAAGAAGGUAUGACACGACUCCAAAUGCGGCAUACAAUUUACUGGAUACGAUGGUGAACAAUAGAGUGUAUAGAUACGCUUCUCCGUGGAAAGACCAAUUUCCCGAAUGGGCGCUGUUACCAAAAACGUCAGAAGAGUUGAUGAAAGAAGAAAAUAUUCAUUGGCUGUAUAUGGAGAACACUGAGAUAUACUGUAAUGUAUUAUAUAAUAACACAUGGGAUCAUAUAUUUACUGACGGUUGUAAUAAGUAUAUGAAAAGAUGGGGAUGA